This is a messenger RNA of Gongylonema pulchrum, 243 nucleotides long. The record is from the annotation of a GenBank genome assembly. NCBI's taxonomy places the organism in Eukaryota, Metazoa, Nematoda, Chromadorea, Rhabditida, Gongylonematidae.
AUGCUCUCUGCAAAAAGAGGCAUUACUGGAUGGGGUGGGAAACCGCGCCGUGUGAAUCCCGGGACGGCUCGAGAUCGCUGGCAGUUGAUGUUGCGCACGAUCAUAUCGAGGGCCACUUGCCUGCUUUUUUUGGCAGUCAGAGCGAUGACGUUGGAGAAGAAAGAGCCGGAAAAAGAAGCGUUGCUAAAAAGACAUCUGAGAAGGUAUCCACUGAGUAAUAAACUUUCACUUAUGAAUUUUUAG